CUCCUGAGGCAGGUGAGGGGGCUGAAGAGUCCUGGGAUCUGGGAAGAGGUGUGAGGAGAGGGUCUGCGGCUCCUUCUGAUACGGAGUUCUGGGCACUCCUCACAGGCAGGUUUGGGGGUACAGGCUGCCAGGAGUUGUUGCUGCUUCUGAGGACAAGGACCCUCCCAGCACCUGAGCUAACAUCUUGUAGGAAACUUGAAAUUGAGUUUAGUGCCGUGGGGGCCAGGGGAGUCCGGGUGCUGGCAGAAAUGGGAUCUCAAAAAGAACCUGAGUUAUGAGGGACCCUGGCUGGCCCUGGGCCUCUGUCUGUAAGAUUCUUUCCCACACAGCUGUGGGAAAACACAACUCUUCCUGUGGCUCUGUUGUGCCUGUGUGCACUUUCUCUCUCCAGCUGGAGCAUGGGGUGAUGGUGGACAAAAGGGAAAGACCAGAUCAGAAAGGGAGCCUGGGGAGGGGCCAUGGUGCCAAGCCACUUGUGGGGGAGACUGGAGAAGCCGUUUAUCUUCCUGUGCUGUGCCUCCUUCCUCCUGGGAUUGGCUUUGCUGGGAAUACGGCCGGACUUCGCCCCAGUUUCUUAUUUCUUUCUCGCCUUGGGUGGCUUCUUCCUGUUAGCCUGCCUCCUAGCCUGUUUUCUGGAAUGGGUGGUUGGGCUCUCAUUCCAGCUCCAAUCAAGGCAGUCCGAAAGCCCAAGGGCCUCAAGCCAUGCACGGGUCAAUGAAGCCUUUGAGGUGCCAGCCUAUGAAGAGGCCACAGCCGGGGUGUUCGGAUUACAGUACCACCCCCAAGAAGUGGAUCAACCACCCCCCUACAGCAGUGUUGCACUCCCCCCCAGACUUGAGGAAGGACAGCAUAGCCACCAAGGAGGGCCUGAGAGAGCCAGACUGGAAAGGCGAGUGGGCUCAGAGGGAUCUAUGGCCCAAGAAGGAAGCCCUGGAAGAAUUCCAGUCAGCCAUCAGUUUCGGGGACCACGGGCCGUGUCCACUGCUCCUGAUCUGCGAAACUUGGAGGCAGGUCCCAAAUUGGAGCCUCUUACUCCACCUCCUGCCUAUGAUGUCUGCUUUGGUCAGCCUGAUGAUGAUAAUAGUGUUUCCUCUGAAGGCAACCGGACAACACUCCCCUAAACAGCUCUGAAGGGUUUCAUUUUCUUUCCACACCAGAACCACUCAUGCAUUUGACCAUUUCCCAGGGCCUAUUAUGCCCUGUUUCUGCCUGGACAUCAUAAAUGGGUACUUGGACCCAAAGAGGAAUAAGGCUAUAGAAUGCAUUUCCCCCCUGAGAUGUAGGUGGUGUAACUUGAAUCUCCGGUCAAUAUUCAGUGCCCAUAGCCAGUAUUUCCAGAGUUAGAUUGAGGGUGAGGUGGGAGGUGAUCCAGAAAAGCUGGGGCAGGAAAAAAGAGAUAGCAUCUGAGUGACCUUCUGAUCCAGGUGUAUAUAAACAGAAUGAUGGGCCGGACGGUGUCUACAGAUGGGUGGGGUAGGCUGAACAGGGAUGCCCCCAGCCUCCUAGACAGGUAAAGCUAAUCAAAGCUCUGAUGGUUGCUGAUGCUACCUGCACCUCUCUCCUACCCAGGGGCUGGACAGUAAUCCCCAGUACAAGGACCCCCAUCUUCUUCUUCUUUUUUUUUUUUUUGAGACAGAGUCUCACCAUGUCACCCUCAGUAGUGUGCCAUGGCCUCACAGCUCACAGCAACCUCAAACUCUUGGGCUUAAGGGAUUCUGUUGCCUUAGCCUCCCAAGUAGACUACAGGCACCCACCACAACACCUGGCUAUUUUGUUGUUGUUGCAGUUGUCAUUGUUGUUCAGCAGGUCCAGGCCGGGUUCAAACCGCCAGCUUCCAUGUAUGUGGCCUGCGCCCUAACCACUGAGCUAGGGGCACCGAGCCAAGGGCCCCCCCAUCUUAUCUGAAAUUAGUAGAAUAAAUGCCCACGCAUGGACGGUCUUCCAGUUUUAACAAGUGGAUAUGAAGGCCAGAAAGAAUACAACAUGUGGCUUUCUUAGGGAGGGGUUAAGGGGCCAUAUCUACAGAGGUUCUUUUUUAUUCAUCUAUUAUGAAGUGCCAGGGUCACUUGCAAAGUGUGUCUAAUCGUUUCAGCCUCACCCUGGCGCUUUGAUGGCUAGGGUUUUACCCCCAGCCUCCUGCCCUGCUUUCUCAGAUCUCAGUACGGAACACCAGAUUUUCUGGAAUUAUGUGCUGCGGCUGUAAGACAGGACACCGCACUCCCCCACGCAAGCCUUCAUUCACUGAGAAGACAUUUAUCUAGCGCCUCCUAGUGCUCCCCAUCUUCUCCGCACCCCAGUCCCAACAGUUCAAUAAAGCAAAAAGGC
Molecule: messenger RNA, 2325 nt
Organism: Nycticebus coucang (slow loris)
Lineage: Eukaryota; Metazoa; Chordata; Mammalia; Primates; Lorisidae
Gene: TMEM139
Product: transmembrane protein 139
Exons: 3
Coding region: 459-1121 (220 amino acids)
Source: RefSeq, a predicted model, not a curated record